UAAAUGUCAGACUGGUGAUUUUAACAGAGAACAGUACCGAGUGAGAUUUCAACGAGAGAUGAUCACAUCAAAGAUCAUUUGACGUAUACGUGUAAGUCAAAGAUUAGUAUCGAUCUAUCGUGAUAACACAUCGUUCGUGACGACGAAUGAUUAAUAGCAAAAGAAAAAAGGAAGGAAAAAAAAGGAUACAAUAAUCAUGAGUUUAUUACUCCUCGUACUUGUACUAUGCGGAAUAUUGGCGCUGUACAUUUAUUGCCGAAGGAUAUACAGUUAUUGGGAUAAACAAGGUAUACCAGAGGCACCAUAUUAUUUACCAAUCGUUGGUCACUCCUUGCCAUUGUUAUUAUUGCAAAAAAGUAUACGCCAAUUGGCAGCUAGUUGGUACGAUCAGUACAAGAACAACAGUAUGGUUGGUUAUUACGACGGUGUAUUACCAGGAUUAUUGAUAAGGGAUCCUGAAUUGAUUAAAACUGUACUGUUAACGAAUUUCACGAAUUUCCCAGUGACCGCAAUGAAGAUCGAUAAGAAUUUAGAUCCUUUGUUAGCCAAGCAUCCAUUUUUUUUAAAAGGAGAAGAAUGGUUAAUCGGUAGGAAAAGAUUGACCUAUGCGUUUUCUAGUAUGCGAUUGAAAAUAUUAUCAGAGACCGUACGUAAAGUUUCCAAGAAGCUUGACGAUUAUUUGUACAGAAAGAUCAAAGAGAAUGAAAGGAUCGAAUUUGAGACCAGGGAUCUAUUUGGUAGAUUUACCGGCGAGGUUGUCGCCAAUGCUGGUUUCGGUAUCGAAGGAUAUUGUUUCGAUGAUAAUUACAAUCCGCAAUCGUUCCAUGAGAUUGGUAAAAAGAUAUUCUCUAUAAGCUGGUUACAAAGUGCUUUGCAAUCGAUAGCAUUCCUCUUACCGAUUAUAAACAAUUAUUUAAAAAUACGAUUUAUACCGAAGGAUAUAGAUCAUUUCUUUCGAAUGAUCGUUAAACAGGUAAUAGAAAAGAGACGAACAGAGAAUGAAAAACGUAACGAUUUCUUUCAAUUAAUGGUAGACCUUGAAAAAAGCGAAGGAGAAAAGUUCGACGAGGAAUCAUUGACGAGUCAUGCAGUCACGUUCUUCAUAGACGGAUACGAAACAUCAUCGAUGACCUUGAGCUUUAUUUGUUUUGAUCUUUCCGUACAUUACGAUAUACAAGAAAAAUUGAGGAAAGAGAUCAAAGAUGUAUUAGAUAAAUAUCAAGGUGAGAUAACUUAUGAUUCCUUAAAAGAGAUGACGUAUUUGGAUCAAGUGAUAAAUGAGUCCCAAAGAAUAAAUACAUUAUUGAAUACAAUGACUCGAAUAUGUACCGAUAAGAUUCAAUUGAAAGGUAACGAUGGUUUAACUUGCACAGUUGAACCAGGUACAAAGAUUAUUAUAUCGCUUCAGUCGUUACAAAAAGAUCCAAAAUAUUGGAUCAAUCCGGAAGCGUUUGAUCCAGAUCGAUGGAACGAAGAAAGGAAAGCCAACAUUAAUAAAUAUUGUUUUUUACCAUUUGGUGAAGGUCCAAGAAUGUGCGUUGGACUUAGGAUGGCAUUGUUACAGAUGAAAGCUGCACUUGUAACCAUAUUAAUGAAAUAUAGAAUCGAACGAAACCCAAGGACUAGUUAUCCGCCUAAAAUCAGCACUUUUGGGAUAAUGUUGACACCGAUCGACGGGCUUUGGAUUUAUCUGACACGUCUUUAAAAGAAAUUCAAAGUCAAACCGCAGAUGAAAUUUCCAAUUAGCUUGAUUGUAAAUGAAAUUUACAAUACAGACGUAACCAGAACACAAUACAGAUACAAACGGGACACAAUCAGGAUACAGAGUCCAGACGCAACCUGGACGCAAUCAGGAUACAAUUCAGAUGCAACCAGGAUGUAACCAGAAUACAAUCUUGAUGUAACCAGAAUGCAAUCAGGAUACAAUUCAGAUGCAACCAAAUUGCAAGCAGGACACAAUUCAGAGGCAACCAAAUUGCAAGAAGGGCACAACUUAGAUGCAACCAGAAUACAUCCAGGGUACAGUCCAGAUGCAACCAGGAUGCAACCAGAGUACAAUCUUGAUGUAAUCAGAAAUGCAAUCAGGAUACAAUUCAGAUGCAACCAGAAUCCAUUCAGGGCACAGUCCAGAUGCAACCAGGAUGCAAGCAGGACACAACUUAGAUGCAAUCAGAAUCCAUUCGGGAUACAAUUCAGAUCAAUUGCGAGACAUAAUUAAUGAGACAUAAAAUAGAAAGAAAUUCAAGAAUUAAAUAUCCAAUUGAUAUCGACGUUUUGACUAUACUCUCGAUGCCUUAUUGGCAUUUUUCAUAUAUGAAAACUAACAUCUGAAUAAUAAUUGUCAAUUAUGUAAUAUUACUUUCGUUUUGCAUCGAAUGGAAAAAAAAAAAUAUGUAUAUAAAAAAAAAAAAAUAUAUAUAUAUAUAUAUACAAACUUACAUGGAACAAUUAUUUAUUUAUAACAAAAUAUAUAAACAAAUGUGAUCUGUAUACGAUAAAAAAAUUCCAGAAAAAACAUUGAUAAGAAAAAAAUUUUACUUCUUCUGAAUAACUUCGUUUCUAAUCUUUCUAGUCUCUAAUUUCAUGAUUAUUAUACGUUAUUCUCGCGUUAUGAAAAAAAUCAAAUUGAUAAAAUUCAAAUUGGAUGUGAAAAGAAAAAAAAACACCCCGUAUCAUUUUCCCUUCCCUUUCCUCCCCACCUCUCUCUCCCUCUCUCUCUCUCUCUCUCUCUCUCUCUCUCUCUCUCUCUAUUUAUCCUCUUUAUCAUCUUACUCGUCCACAAUUAUUUUUUAUUUCGCAAUGAUAAACGUAGAUAUCAAACGAGAGUACGUCUUUACUUAUCGCAAAAACACAAAGUACAAGAACGCAAUACAUAUCGCUCAUACGAAUAAUAUUGAACAGUAGAGAGUAAAAUUGCGACGCGAAAAGAACAUUUCAUAAAUUUGCUCGAAAUACAGUGCGCGUUAACAUUGAAAUACAAAUAUUUAAACAUUCUGCUCUUCUUUCGAUUUCAUUCGAGACACCGUGUAUAAUUAAUUACGAAAUAAAACAAAAAAAAGAAAAAAAAA
Vespa crabro (European hornet) is the source of this 3068-nucleotide messenger RNA. RefSeq names its product cytochrome P450 6a2-like. Gene Ontology annotation, molecular function: oxidoreductase activity, acting on paired donors, with incorporation or reduction of molecular oxygen; heme binding; iron ion binding. The transcript has a single exon. The coding region runs from base 197 to 1705 and encodes 502 amino acids. The record is from RefSeq and is a predicted model, not a curated record. NCBI's taxonomy places the organism in Eukaryota, Metazoa, Arthropoda, Insecta, Hymenoptera, Vespidae.